CGUCUCGAAAGACUGUACAAUUACGAAAUUGCCACCGUGAAAUGUGCUUGCGGCACGUGUACAGAAACAGCUGGUCGUUGGCUUGACCACAAAAGUAAAAGUGUGUUGUGUGUUUCUCUUUCUUCUCCACACGCCUACUACUUUCUUCUCUUCAAAGACCAAUUCAACACAGUAGCAGCUCAAUGGUCUUUCGAAACUUCUGGAAAUUCUGGUGGAAGAUCUCGCGAACUUUCCACUUGAGGAAAAGAAACGGAAACCGCUUUGGGCUGCAACGAGACCCAAAAGCCAUGGCCUCUGAUUACUAUUGAUGAAGGGGUUUAGGGGAAAAGGUCGGCCUGAUCGGUGAAAAAGUUGGUUUCAGAAGAUGUGGUGCGUCCCCUGCUGCUUCAAACCCUCCACUUCUGAGGAUCGUUUUGAUCCAGAAACUAGUCACGUCAUACAAGUUUCACAGCAUGAAGCUGAUAUUCAAAGAGCCAAACAGCUUUCUUUGGCCAAUUAUGAAGCUCAACAGCUUGAUUUGGCCACUCAUGAAGCUCAACAGCUUGAUUUGGCCAUUCAAGAAAUCUCUCGUCAAGAGGAGGAAGAGGAAAGAAGGCGCACCAGAGAGUUAGAAAAUGAUGCGCAGAUAGCAAAUGCUCUUCAAGACGAAGAAAGAGAAAGGCUGAUCAAUAAGAAAACUGCAUUGGAAGAUGAAGAAGACGAGCAGCUUGCUAAGAUUCUUGAAGCUGAACAGCUUGAUUUGGCCAUUCAAGAAUCCUCUCGUCUUCUUCAAGAGGAGGAAGAGGAAAGAAGGCGCACCAGAGAGUUAGAAACUGAUGCUCAGAUAGCAAAUGCUCUUCAAGACGAGGAAAGAGAAAGGCUGAUCAAUAAGAAAACUGCAUUGGAAGACGAAGAAAACGAGCAGCUUGCCAAGACUCUUGAGGAGAGUUUAAAGGAGAACAGCAGAAGAAAACUGUUUGAAGAACAAGUGAAGAAGGAUGAACAGCUUGCUCUGAUUGUUCAGGAGAGUCUGAACAUGGAAGAGUAUCCUACUCAAAUUGAAGAAUAUAAAAGUAUUUCUCCUAGAGCUCCGUCGGAUGUAGAUAAGCAGUUUAAUAAGGCUGUUAAGGAGAGUUUAAAGGACAAAGGCAAAAGAAAGCAAUUUGAAGACGAACGAGUGCAGAAUGAUAAACAGCAUGCUCUGAUGGUUCAGGUAGAGUCUCCUCCUCGACUUGAAGAAAAUAACAACAUUUCCACUAGAGCUCCUGUGGAUGAAGAUGUACAGCGGGUUUGGGAGAGUUUCAAGAGGAAUGGUCAAAUAGAGCAAUCCAAAGAUGAGGUGGAAGAAGAUGGAAAGCUCCCAAUGGUGAAUCCCCCUCCUAGCGUGCGUGGUGGUUGCAACUCGGUGAUCGAGCAUGGAAGAUCUGUGAAUGUCUCGGGUGCUCUUUUGCAUCCUGAAUGUUUAGUUUGUGAUGCUUGCAACAAACCAAUUGCUAUCCAGGAGAUUAAAAACUAUGUUUCUAACUCAAGAGGCAAAUUUCACAAAUCCUGUUAUAACCGGUACUGCUAUAUCUGCAAAGGGAAGGUCAGAAGAAAUUUUGGUAAACAUCCGUUCUGGGAGGAAUUAUACUGCCUUGCUCAUGAAACUGACGGAACCCACAAGUGUUGCAGUUGCGAACGGUUAGAGCCUCAGGGAACGAACUUUGUAACGCUUGGUGAUGGUCGAUUUCUAUGCUUGGAGUGUAUGGAUUCUGCCGUUAUGGAUUCUGAUGAAUGCCAGCCUCUGCAUUUUGACAUGCGUGAUUUCUUCGAAGGCUUAAACAUGAAGAUUGAGAAAGAAUUUCCUUUUCUUUUGGUGGAAAAACAAGCGCUGAAUAAAGCUGAGAAGGAAGAGAAAAUACAGGACUACCAGUAUGAGGUGGUCACCAGAGGUAUUUGCCUGUCUGAAGCACAGACUGUCGAUAGUGUCUCACAAAGGCCAAUCAUGGGGCCGAACAACAAGCUAAUAGGCAUGGCUACAGAACCUCAAAGGGUAACUCGUGAGUGCGAGGUCACUGCGAUUCUCAUCCUAUAUGGACUUCCUAGGUUACUAACAGGAUAUAUCUUGGCUCAUGAGAUGAUGCAUGCUUAUCUUAGGCUCAAUGGACAUAGGAACCUGAACAAUAUUUUGGAAGAAGGACUAUGCCAAGUGCUAGGUCACUUGUGGUUGGAGUCUCAGACAUACGCCACUGCUGAUGCCACGGCAGAUGCAUCAUCAGCUUCUUCUUCUUCCCGCACUCCUCCAGCUGCUAGUGCGUCAAAGAAAGGUGAGUGGUCUGACUUCGAGAAGAAACUGGUGGAGUUUUGCAAGAAUCAGAUAGAAACCGAUGAUUCACCUGUCUACGGUGUCGGAUUCAGGACAGUUAACGAGAUGGUGACAAAUUCCAGCCUUCAGGAAACCCUCAAAGAGAUUCUUCGCCGGGGUUGAAGACGAUCCCAGAUUCAAAUUUUUGAAUUUGCCAUACAAGACACGUCGACACAUACAUACCAUAUACAUAUAUACACAGACAGAAGUAUCACUUUUUUUCGGCGUUUCCUUCUUUUGGUGUGUUCUUUUAUUUAUUUUGGGAUUGCUGCUUCUUUGUUAUGUGUGUAAGCUCUUUGUUAUUCAAUUUCCCGUAAAGUUGGAACCUUUAGAGGAGGAUCUUGCGUUAAGCAGCUUUUCGGAUUCAGUUCUUGCGGUGGUCCAUUCCCCGCUAAAACUAAA
This is a messenger RNA of Arabidopsis lyrata subsp. lyrata, 2725 nucleotides long. RefSeq names its product protein DA1-related 6. The record is from RefSeq and is a predicted model, not a curated record. The coding region runs from base 365 to 2446 and encodes 693 amino acids. Gene Ontology annotation, molecular function: ubiquitin binding. Lineage: Eukaryota; Viridiplantae; Streptophyta; Magnoliopsida; Brassicales; Brassicaceae. The transcript has 11 exons.